Macrosteles quadrilineatus (aster leafhopper) is the source of this 1150-nucleotide messenger RNA. RefSeq names its product protein RER1. The transcript has 7 exons. NCBI's taxonomy places the organism in Eukaryota, Metazoa, Arthropoda, Insecta, Hemiptera, Cicadellidae. Gene Ontology annotation, cellular component: Golgi membrane. The coding region runs from base 196 to 789 and encodes 197 amino acids. Gene Ontology annotation, biological process: retrograde vesicle-mediated transport, Golgi to endoplasmic reticulum; protein retention in ER lumen. The record is from RefSeq and is a predicted model, not a curated record.
GAAACUUCAGAUUUUCGUGGUGACGUCAUCAAUGUUAAUCGGUUUAUUUCUACGUGGAUAAACUUAUUUCAGUUAUUAUUAAUAUUUAAAUCAACAUUUUAUACAAUGUUAAAUUACGUGGUGUAGGAGAAAAGGGUGGAUGUGGGGUGUUUCAGCUUUAACAACGUAUUAUUAUUAUAACAUAAAACUAGAAGCAUGAUGCAUGACGAUACUUCAGGUGUCACAAACUCCAGAGGAAACAUAGUUUCCCAGGCAUGGAAACAUUUCCAGCAGCGUUAUCAGAAAAUGCUUGAUGAUGUGACACCCUUUCUCACUGGCAGAUGGAUAGGUGCAGUGGUUUUAGUCAUUAUAUUUUUAGGGAGAAUAUUCAUCCUUCAAGGAUGGUACAUAGUUACUUAUGCAUUGGGCAUUUAUCAUUUAAAUCUAUUCAUAGCAUUCCUGUCACCAAAGAUCGAUCCAGCGAUCUCUGACUAUGAGGACGACGGUGGUCCUGAGUUGCCGACGAGGGCUAACGAAGAGUUCCGUCCGUUCAUCAGACGGCUGCCGGAGUUCAAGUUCUGGUACUCGGUCACCAAGUCAACUGUGAUCGCCACCAUUUGUACAUUCUUUGACUGUUUCAACAUCCCUGUCUUCUGGCCCAUACUUGUCAUGUACUUCAUCACCUUGUUUGGCAUCACCAUGAAGCGGCAGAUCAAGCAUAUGAUCAAGUAUCGUUAUCUGCCUUUCACACACGGGAAGCCCAAGUACCAGGGAGUAAGUGACACUGGAAAGGUGAUUAACGCUAAGUGACAGAGUGAAGCAACGUCGAUGACAUCUCUAGCCUCCUUGCAGUCUGAAGAGUCGGUCACUGUGUACGAGAAAACCUAACCUAAAACUGUGUUUGAGUUUGCAAACUUGUGUUCCAGGGAGCGCCAACGGUUCGUGAAUUGUAACCCUUAAUACUGCAGGAUACAGUAACCUUUGCAUGAAUUUAUAUCGGAUUAUAUUAUAGUAUGUUUCCUAUGGAAAUCAAACACAGUAUUGGAACACAGACACUGACUGCAUGAGUGUGAAACACCUCCAGUGAUAACGGACAUUUUAUUAAUGAUUGUGUAAGAUGUAAAUUAUACUAUACUAUUUUGUUUUCAUUAAAAAUAAUGUUAAGUAGUUG